AUUCGUUGUGGGCGGAGCCUGUUGAGGAAGCCAUCGUGCCCAGUGCCUGAAUCGAGUCGCACCGGCUUCUUAAUGCGCGUGCAGAGUCCUGACCGCCUCAGUAUAAACAGUCAGCACUCUCAUUUUCACCAGUCAGUUCAGCUACAGUGUGCAACCUGAUUUUCUUUUCUUUUUUUCAUGUCUCAAGAGCGAAUAAUAUCAGACAUUUCUAACUCAGCACGGAAAAUAAACCAUAUUAUGGAGACGGAAAUACACGUGCCUGUGGGCUCGCCGACCAUCAGAAAAUUCCCAAUACACGUCGAUGAGCAUAACGUUAAAGAAGGGGCGAUCAAAUUAAUAAAAGAGCUGCGGCCAACAUGGGACAUUAACCAGGUCAAGACCAAGCUUUUCACAGAUGGAACGACCAACAAGCUGGUGGGCUGCUACGUGGACGAGAGCCCGGAGGACGUGGUGCUGGUGAGGGUGUACGGCAACAAGACAGAGCUGAUUGUGGACCGCGACAACGAGCUGAAGAGCUUCCAGGUUCUCCACGCCAACGGCUGCGCUCCUCACCUCUACUGCACCUUCAACAACGGCAUCUGCUACGAGUUCAUGCAGGGAGACGCGCUCGGCACGCAGGACGUCAGGGACCCCGUGCUGCUCAGACUCAUCGCUACAGAAAUGGCCCGCAUCCACGCCAUCCACGCCCACAAUGGCUGCAUUCCCAAACCCAACCUGUGGAUCAAGAUGCGCAAGUACUUCUCCCUAGUGGCCACUGAGUUCACCGACCAAGCCUCCAACUCCAGAAUCCGAGAGGAAGUUCCCAGUAAGGAAGUGCUGGAAGAGGAAAUGACGUGGAUGAAGGAACACCUGUCUCAGCUCGGCUCGCCUGUGGUGCUGUGCCACAACGACCUGCUCUGCAAGAACAUCAUACACAACGUGAAGGAAGGUUAUGUUCGCUUCAUAGACUAUGAGUACUCAAGCUACAACUACCAGGCAUUUGACAUUGGGAACCAUUUCAACGAGUUUGCCGGCAUGAGUGAACUGGACUACGGCCUGUACCCGAGUCGGGAGAUGCAGCUGGAUUGGCUGCACACCUACCUGAAGGCCUACAAGCACUUCACCAAGAAGGGAGAGGAAGUGAGCCAGUGCGAGCUCGAGACCCUGUAUGUGCAGGUCAACAAGUUUUCACUGGCAUCACAUUUCUUCUGGGGCUUCUGGGCCCUCAUCCAGGCCAAGUACUCCUCCAUUGACUUCGACUUCCUCGGAUACGCCGUCCUGCGCUUCAAUCAGUACUUCAAGACCAAGCCGACUGUCAUGGCCCUGAAGAUCCCGGAGUGAGAGGAGACAAGAAACUGAGCUGACGCUUUGACCGUGGGAGCGGAGGAACUUUUUUGGAAGGGGAGGGUUCUGGGGUACGAGGGCAGGUCGAGUCCCCGGGUCCCUCCACUCAAUCGCAACUCGGUCCACCUGUGUGUCUUUACUUCCACAUUUCAUCACGUCAUAACGCACUUGUCUUUUUUUUGUUUUUUGUUUUGUUUUGUUUUUUUUUGCACUUUAUUUAUUUCUGGUUCACUUUUAUAUUUAUUAUCGCAUGCAUUCACCCAAACCUCUUUUGCAGUGGGCUUUAACAGUGUGUCUCUGCAACUAUGUAACUAUUGCCUUUGCUUUCUUUUUUGAGAGAGCGAGAGAAAGAGAGAGAGAGAGAGAGAGAGAGAGAGAGAGAGAAAGAUGCCCAAAAAAAAAAAAAAAAACAGAAAUUAGUUUUCAGACCUGUAGCAGCAUAUGUGGUAGUCUGCACGCCUAUGCUUGGUUAAGCAUGACUUUUUUGAUUUUUUUUUUUUGCUCCAGACAUUCCUGAGAAGUUAAGGCCACCGGGGCCAUUCGCCCUGCACUUUCUGGGGACCAGUUUUUUUCUGCCUUUUAAGCUUUUAUGGUAACGAGUAACUCUGUUGAAUUUUCCACUCAGUGCAGGUGAUGGAAAAAUCUCAGCCCUGGCCUCCGCCUCCUCCGUUUGCCCUCGCAUUACCUGCUGAGGGACGUACCGGGUAACCAAAGUCCCAGACGCUUGCCUGGAAAUUUUUUUCUAAUGACUAAAAAAAUUGUCAAUCUGUUCAACCAAUUCCUGAAAGGAAAAAGGUGCUGAAGGUUGUAUAAGCACGUUGCAUAAUUUGAUCCAGCAGAUGUCAAGGCUUUGUGUGGCUCGAGUUCCUCAAGCAUUAAAUCCAGAGGCAAUAGAUGUAAGUUUAGCCUUUACACUAAUGAUGUGCGUAUUAUUAAUGAUCACAGCAGACGGGAAACAAAUUAAAGGAAAAAACGUUGGUUACAAGGUUAUGAUUAUUUAUUUUGCUGGCAUCUUUCGGUUCCACUCGUCUCAUUCGAGUGAUCGUCUUUAGCCUAUGAUGAGGAUGAAAACGAUGUAACUCGUAUGCUAUGGCCUUCACACUCACCAUAUCGCAACGCAGUCAGACCGUACUCUCCACCACCAUCAUCAAAACACCAACUGAGGGAAUGUCUUUUGCUGUGCAUCGGCCCAAAACACCUUACUAAGACACUUCCUGUAGUUUGUCUCCUUUCUGGAACCAGUUAAAGGAGUGGAAAAAAAGGUAUAUUGUUAAUAGUGUCCUUGUGUCCUUAAUUGUGUCCUUAUUUUAACUUAUUUUGAGUUCUCUAGUUUUUAAAACAUAUCUUGUUAUUCUGACUUAAUAUUUCACACUAACACUAAUUUAUUGUAUAUUAGCUUACAGUUCAUAUUGCAUAAACUGUAUCCCAGAUAAUCAGUAAGCCAGACGUUGCUUUAGUGGAAUUCAUUUUAACACGUUCAUAUGGCUAAUGACUGUUAAUUCACUUAAAUGCAUUCAGGUACGGUACGUCAAAAAUCAAACGGUCAAAAUGAGUGCAACGCUAUGACCAUUCCGUCAGUUUUAAGUGUUAGAGCAGUCAAAAUAAUACAAAGACAAAGACAAAAUAACACCAUAUAUUGAAUUAGCAAGAUAUUAAGUCAAAAUAAUGAGAUCUUCAGUCAAAAUAACUACAUAUCUUAAAGUCAGAAUGAGAGAUUACAUCAAAAUCAUGACAUACCUUGAAAUAGAGUUAAUCAUCAGAUCUUGUUAUUUUGACUUAACUUGUUAUUUCACGAUGUUACUUUGAUGUAAUAUUUUGUUAUUUUGACUCAGUAAGUCGAUGUAAUGAGAAAUUACAAUUGCGUAGAAAUUAUAUCUUGAAAUAUUGCUUUAAGUCAAAAUAACGAUAUCUUGAAAUAACGAGUUAUUAAGUUGAAAUAAUGACAUUAGUUGCACUUAAUAACUCAUUUCAUGAUAACAUGAAAUAAUGACAUACGUUUUUUUUUCCAAGAUAGUUUGUGAUUUCGACUUAAGAUCUCUUUAUUUCUACUUGUUAUUUGAAGAUAUUAAUUAGAAUUAAUGAGAUAUUACGUCAAAAUAAGGACAUAUCUUGAUCUUAAUUAAGUUGAAAGAAAGUAAUUGCUUAAAACAUCGGCUUAGUAAGUCAAAAUAUCAAGAUAUUACAUCCAAAUAACAUCUUGAAAUAACAAGAUAUUAAGUCAAAAUAGUGACUUAUCUCGAAAUAACAAAAUAUUAAGUUGUAAUAACAACAUAACAUCUGAUUAUUUUAAUUUAAUAGCUAAUUUCAAGAUAUGUCUUUAUUUGAACUUAAUAAUUUCAGGAUGCUGCUAUUUCGAUUUAAGAUCUUAUUUUAGCUUAACUUAUUUCAAGAUAUGUACUUUUUUUAUACUUAAUAUCAUUAUUUUGAUGUAAUAACUUAGUUAUUACUUAGCGAAGUAAUGGCAUAUUAAGUCAAAAUAAUGACACAGCACUUUUUUUUUUUUCACAGCUUGUGCUUCAGGGCUUCUGCAGAAAUACAUUAAUUUAAGCUCGUGUCAUUUCAUUUUCAGCUUUGCAUCUCUUUGCUUUAGACACUUCCUCUAACUCGAGGCUCUUCCUAACCAAAGUGUGAAUCCCGCUCCUAUUUUAAACCAAGUGCCAUUUUCACAGCAACAUGAAAGCAGAUUGAUUUUGGAGGUCGAUGAGCUCGAGCUAGGCGUGUGUUUUCCUGCGUCCCCGCUGCUCAGGUGCCCUGCCGUGUGUUAAUGGUUGAUGACGCUGGUUAAUAAUGAAAAAGCCGAACCUGCAGGCAAUAACUGGAGCCAAGAGGCACUUCAGCAACACCAUGAAUAAUUUUGUAGCCACUGAGUCACUAAUGAUCCUAAACGAUCUGACGGCUGAGUUUAUCCCGGCUUUGACUUCUCCUUUCUUGUCUUUCGUCUCUUAUUUAUUCCAUUUUUAAAUGUUUGAAAGCUUUAUAAGAUUUGUUUUUAGUUUUUUUUUUUUUUUUUUUUUUGAGACAUGGUUAUGAGUGCUGCUGUCUGUCAGUCUUUGAAUUUCUUUUUUCUGCACUCUCAGAAAUAAAGGUACCAAACUGUCUUUGUCCUUGUUGCUGAAGUACAAUUUAGUGUGUCUUUUACAAUUAAUCAGCUUUUAGAGUAAAGCAUUAAAUGUAACUCACUGGGCCUAAAGGUCCAGUUUUAGACCUUCAGUUAUUUUUAAAGGUGAAAGACAAAUACUAUAGAUAAAAUGAUGUACCCUUGAUGGUACCAAGUCAGUGACAAGUAAAAGUACCUUUGGUACCUUUUAUUUCUGAGAGUGUUGUUUCAGUGGUGUGAUGAAAUGCAAUAAUGUUCACUGUAGGUGUAUAUAUGUGAAUGUUCCUCAUUAAGGUUGUCCUAGGAAGAAAAUAUUCUAGCAUUGGGGGAAAAAAAAAAAAAAAAACUGGAAUGGAUGCUUGCAGUUAUUCUGGAAUAAAGGUACCAAACUACUUUUCCUUGGCGCAGACGUUGUACUAUCAGAGACAUUAGACCUUAAGGAGCACUUACGUGCCUUUAAAGCUUUAAAAAGUCCACCCACUAAAUGGUACCAGCCUAGCGACAAGGAGAAGUACCGUUUGGUACUGAGAUUUCUGAGAGUGAUCAAGAAAAGCCAGUACUUCAGAUUUGUAACUUCUUAGGCAGAGCUUUUGUGGUAUUUCUGUAACAUAAGGAGAUUUCAUCUGUUUCUCUUGGAGUAAAAAAUACACACACACACACACACAAACACUAAAAAUGUACAAAGAAGUUGAACGUGCGAAGGCCCAUGUUUUUAAAAUAUGCACAUGAAGUAACACUAAUGUUAAAAAUCAUUAAUGUAACUCAUUGCAUCUCUCAAGGUUGUUUAGAAUUUUUUUUUUUUUUUUUCAUUUUCCAUUACAGUUAUUUUCUCAGCUUGUAGUUCUUUUUUUUCCUUUCUUUUCUUUUUUUUUUUUUUAAAAUUACAUUUAAUUUUUUUUUGUUCUGUGAAUGUACUGAACUGACUUGAAGCAGUGUACAGAUAACAGUGUGUUUCUCUUAAUCUCGACAUUACCAUUUUAUAUCUGGGACUGGACCGGACUUGAAUUGGACUGGACUGGAAUUGGACAUGACUGGAAUUGGACUGGAAUUGGACUGGACUGGAAUUGGACUGGACUGGUUCCUGAUGUUUCUCUCUGAUAUGGUCACUGUUAACCAGGAGGUGCGGCGUACGCACGCAUCACCACCAGAGAGCGCUGUAGGUUUGAGAUGAAGAGCACAGGUGACAUUGAAGGAAAUGUAAAUACUGUGAAAUAUUGUGAAAAAGACGAUACUGUACUGUAAAAUGACCCUUUCGACUUCGGCUCGAGCGCUGAAGGGAGUAAUUUAACAUCUUAAAGAUUUCCAUUAAAAAUAUGCUGUCUGAAUUAAA
Messenger RNA from Pangasianodon hypophthalmus (striped catfish), 5750 nucleotides. RefSeq names its product ethanolamine kinase 2 (gene etnk2). Bases 178 to 1320 code for a protein of 380 amino acids. Gene Ontology annotation, cellular component: cytoplasm. NCBI's taxonomy places the organism in Eukaryota, Metazoa, Chordata, Actinopteri, Siluriformes, Pangasiidae. Gene Ontology annotation, biological process: phosphatidylethanolamine biosynthetic process. The record is from RefSeq and is a predicted model, not a curated record. The transcript is spliced from 8 exons. Gene Ontology annotation, molecular function: ethanolamine kinase activity.